CUGCGCACCAUGGAGGUGAGAGUGUGUGUGGAAGGCAUCCCACGCGUUGUCUGUGGGGUCACAGAGGAGACGACAUGCCAAGAGGUGGUCUUAGCAUUGGCUCAAUCCUUAGGUCAGCCAGGCCGCUACACUUUAUGCGAGAAAUUCAAAGACUUCGAGCGUUGCAUGAUGCCUGAUGAGCAUCUUCUAGAGACCCUGGAGAAGUAUAGCGAGCAGGCCAGGGAUGUCCAGCUCACCCUCGUCCGCAGGGGGCCGUCCGUCUGGGAGGAGGCGAGCAGGCCAAAGGCCGGCAGGUACCAGCCCUGCCCGCCGCUCCGACGCAAGGACGCCGUCGCCAGGAUUCGGAGGGGCAGCAGCUCGCUGAGUUUGCAUCGUCAAAGCCUGCCGCCGCUGUCCUGCUCCAGACAGGAAGCCGAGCAGAAACCCGAGGAGCUGAAAAGGCCCAAAAGAAAGUCCCUGACGCUCAUGGAAGAGGCCUGGGAUUGGCUGGAAAGUCUAGGAAGAGUCAAGGUCUACAGCACCGCCUGCGAUAAGGACAGGAAGAAGAAGACGGAUAAGAGGAACCGGAGGUCUUUGGACAUGUCUCUCAGUAUGGAGAAAGAUGACUCAGCACUAAGCGGCAAAGGUAUAGUCAGAGGACAGAAAGGCUUAAAGACAGACUUGGACCACCAGACGUCCUGCUGUAUAGGAAGUAAAAGCAGCGGUAAAGACAUCAAACACUCCAAAAAAGCACUAGAAGUAAAAACUGAAACUCCAGACGAGAAGACCAGUUUAAGGGAAACCGUCCUCCGCCAGCUGUUGCGUUUGCAGGACUUACAGCUCCAGAUAACGCACACAGACCAACAAAUAUUUGAGCUCGAGGAAAAGCAGAGGGCCAAACGAGCUGAGUGCGAAGCCCAGGAGAGGCUGGCAGAGGAGGAAAUAGAGCAGAUCAAACUCUGGGAAAACGAAUUGAAAGCGGAGGAAGGUUACGAAAAAGAUCUGCAAUGCCAGUUCCUGGAGAUGAAGGCGAGGGCCGGUGAAUGCAAGGCUAAACUGGAGGAGUACCGGCACAAAAUGCGGGGGCUUGACCUUUUCAGUGGCCUGAACGUCGUUCCAGAAGAUUCCGAAAGGGUUUCGGAAGACGACGCGAUAGCUGCCGUGCCCGAGGAGGACGCGUAUCUACAAGGAUCUGAACCGCACGGGGAAAUAAACAUUAACAGGAAGGUCCAGCCCAGGGAGGACGCCAGCCCUCGUCACGCCCCAGUUCCUCCCAGCCAGAUAAAGGAGCGCCGGCCCACAGGACCCACAGAGCUGAGAGAAUGGUGGACUCGCUGGUCAGAGGCCCAAAAGGCUCAGUCCCGGCCCAAGAAGGUGAUCCACCGCUCUGAACUCACUAUAUAUCUGGGUAGCACCAAGGUUUAG
Menidia menidia (Atlantic silverside) is the source of this 1404-nucleotide messenger RNA. NCBI's taxonomy places the organism in Eukaryota, Metazoa, Chordata, Actinopteri, Atheriniformes, Atherinopsidae. The record is from the annotation of a GenBank genome assembly.